Penicillium antarcticum is the source of this 1299-nucleotide messenger RNA. RefSeq names its product Hsp20/alpha crystallin family protein. The transcript has a single exon. Lineage: Eukaryota; Fungi; Ascomycota; Eurotiomycetes; Eurotiales; Aspergillaceae. The record is from RefSeq and is a predicted model, not a curated record. Gene Ontology annotation, biological process: response to hydrogen peroxide; response to heat; protein folding. Bases 1 to 1299 code for a protein of 432 amino acids.
AUGGCUUCCAUCUAUCAACUCAAUCAACCGUCUAAUCCCUUCUGGGAUCUUUUCAACGGAAACCUAGAGAAUCAUCCUUUCUUUGCUCCUGGAGGCCACCAUGGAAGACGUGGACAUCACGGCCACCGUCAUGGAUGGGGAAACCCCCAACAGAGCGAGGAUUUUCCACGAGGCACUGAAGGUCCCAACGCAGAGUCCAACGGAGAGAUGAAGAACGACAACUCAACAUCCGACCCCGACUCUCCAGAUAACCAGCACCGCCGUUGUGGCCACUGUGGUAAGGGCAAGGGUGAAGGCCGUGGAGGUCCCGGUCAUGGUCCAUUUGGUGGAAGAGGAGGCAGAGCAAAGCAUGGACACGGCCACCACCACGGUCCUGAUCCCUUCGACUACAUGAACGAAAUUAGCCCAAAAGACGUCGAAACAUCUCAAGAAAAGGGUGAAGCUAAAGAUCCCGACAUUGAGACCACGGAGAUCCCAGUAUGCGAGAACGACGGCAGAAAAUGCAAGAACAAGGGCCACGGAGGCCCAGGUCCUUUCCGAGGAAAGGGCGGCAAAUGCAAGUACGGCCAUGGCCCUCACGCCGGUCCAUACGGCCACGGCCAUGGUCCCCGCAGCGGACCAUGGGGCCACCACAACCACCCCCACGAGCACGCAGGAAUGUUCGGCCGCCGCGGACGAGGUCCUCACCAUAGAGGCGGACACGGCAGACACGGCGGGCCCCCAAUCGGCCAGGGCUUCCCCUUCAACUUCCUCCGCAACCUCGGAAUCCCAAUGGACGAGCCCGCCCCCGAAGGAGUGGAUUUCACACCUACCAUCGAUGUGUUCGACACGCCGGCCAAGUACAUGGUGCACGUCUCACUCCCCGGUGCGAAGAAGAGUGAUCUGAGCAUCGACUAUGACGCCGAGGAAUCAGUCCUGCGGUUGGCGGGUGUUGUUCACCGUCCUGGUAUUGACGAGGAUAUGUAUCAGGGACUCGUGAUGGAAGAGCGUGGGCGGGAAGUUGGUGUCUUUGAGCGUGAGGUCCGGUUCGGGACCAGGGCUGCGCCAGCUUUUGUUGUUGUUGAGGAGAUUUCGGCGAAGUUGGAGGAUGGUGUUCUUAAUGUUGUUUUGCCCAAGGUUGUUCCUGAGCCGGAGGUUCAGAAGAAGAAGGUAGUUCUUGAGGUUGAUGAAAACCUUGAGGGGGAGAAGGGUGAUGUGGUUGAUGAGAAGGUCCGUGAAAAUUUCACACCCGAUGAGUCGGAAGUCAGUGACCUUGAGGAUGGUGAGGCGAGGGAUUAUGUGAAGGUUCCAGUGCUGUGA